GACGUGUCCGCAUUUAUCAUUCUUUCUAAAUUCGCUGCUCUUUUCUCUGUUUCACUCAAUUGUGUCUUCCAUUUUGGUUCUCUCUCUCUGAUUUUUAUUCAGAGAUAGGGUUUCUUUUUGUUUACUUCGAAGUCGGAGGCAUAACUUCACUGCAGGGAGAGCAAUGGAAAUGGGAAACGUGAUUCAAAUCCAUGGUAUAGUCAAAUGACUUGUUUUUGAGUGUCUUUGAUUUCCCCAGCUGAUUUGCAAAUUUUAGUGCAUUUGAGUCAGAUGGAUUGAAGAAGAUCUGUGUGUUGUUAUAAAACUAAUCAGAAAUGGCUGUUGCUGGUCUGCAUAAUGUGACUGUGCUUGAAACUACUUUCCUAAGGGAAUCCCAUUCUCAAUCAUCUGGGAGGCAAGAAGAUGGAGGGAGAGGAAGCACCCGAUCGUCUUCGCUCUUGCAAAUGUGGCGAGAGAUUGAAGAUGAGCAGGUAGUGAGACAAGUUCAAGGAAGACCUGGGGAAGUAUUACUUCAACAAAGGGGUGAUGGGUCGGUUGCAGACCUCGCACAGGAAAAUAUGGCAGAUAGCCCUCAGAGAGAAGGACAUAUGAUAGAAGAUGCAGUUUUGGGUGAGAAUGAUUCUGAAACGUGGUCACAAAGUCAGAAUGAGUUCAAUGAUGAACAGGAGGAAUUAAACAAUUCUAGCCGUGAAAACUCCUCCGAUUUUGGGGAAGUUGAGAGGGAAAGAGUCAGACAAAUUUUUAGGGAAUGGAUGAAUAAUGGUUCGACGGAUCAUGCAUCAAAUGUUUCCCGAGAAAAUAACGGUUCAAGGGGAGAAUGGCUUGGGGAAACUGAGCAGGAAAGGGUGAGUAUCAUAAGGGAGUGGGUUCAGAUGAGUAGCCAGCAGAGAGGUGUGUCUUUUGGCGAAAAUAGAGAAGAACAAUCUUCUGAAAGUGGUGCCCAAAUUGAAUGUGUUCGUGAUGGAUUUGUCGUUAAUCAGAAUGAGGGUCAAACUGAGCAUACACGGAGGGGAAUCCGUAAAUUACGUGGCCGACAGGUGCUGCUUGACAUGCUUAAGAAGGCUGAGAUGGAAAGGCAUAGAGAAGUUCAAGAGUUGUUGGACCAUCGAGCCGUAUCUCAUUUCCCCCACCGCAAUCGCAUUCAGGCCUUGCUUAGAGGCAGGUUCUUGAGAAAUGAUAGAUCGGUUGGUAACAACAGGUCAGCUUCCAUUGCAGAAAGUGAAUUAGGCUUAUUGAGACAAAAGCAGACUGUAUCAGGUCUAAGGGAAGGAUUCUUUUUUAAAAAAGACAAUUUGGGUUGCAGUCAAGCAACCAGCAAUCUAUCUGAUACCUCAUCUGACGGUGAUAUUGAUCUUAAUUCAAUGGAACAAACUGGAGCUAGCAGUUCACAAGCUGUUCCAACUGUACAUUCUGAACAAUCUGAACCGAAUAACACGGGAAAUGACAGACUUGGGAUAACAGGUGAACAAAUUUAUUCACAGGGAACCACUUUCGAGAAUUUAGAUUGGCAAGGCUCUACUGUUUAUGUAGAAACUAGAGAUUGGGAAUCAUCUUCUAGUAUCAGAGGUGAAAGAAGAGAUGGCACUGGACAAAAUGUUGAUAUAAUGCCAACAGAAGAUACUCCUAAUGACCAUACCCAACAAAGCUUGCAAAUUGAAGAUAUGGAGCAUGGCAAUAUGCAAGAACUAUGUGAGGUACAUACUGAGCAAUCUCAGCAGGGUGAUGAUAGGAGCAAUUUAUCAAAUCACAAUGAUCGUGUAUAUGGAAAUAUUGUUGAUGAUGUAGAUUCAAUUGAAUCUGUUCCUCUGGAAGGAGAGCAACAGGAAGAAGUUGUUAAUGAAAAUAACGGAAGAGAUUGGCAUCAAACUAACGUUGAAUGGAGAAAUAGCACCCAGCAAAGUGUGGAUGAUAAUCAGCUCAGUAGUGCGUCUAAUGAAUGGCCCCAAAACAUCUUGGGAAGUGAAGAUGGAGAAAUUUCUCGUAUGCAAGAGCAGGAAGUCCCUGAAGUGUGGCAAGAGGAUGGUAGCUUUCAAGAGGCUGUGGAAAUUUGGUUAGGAGGACCUUCUGAUAACGAAGUAGCUCCAGUUGGUAGAAUUCAUGGAUUUUAUUUUCCAGCAGAUGACAAUGUAUACAGUGUUGAACUCAGGGAACUGCUAAGUAGGAGAAGUGUCUCAAACCUCCUUCGCAGCAGUUUUCGUGAAAGUCUUGAUCAGUUGAUACAGUCAUAUGUUGAAAGGCAAGGUCAGGCUCACGUUGAAUGGGGGCUGCAGGAAACAAACCCUUCUACUCCCUUGGGGGAACCAAACUUGGGGCAACAGAGUAGGGAUCCAAUUGUUGGUCCCGAGGGUACUGUUACUAGUUCACUUGACCUACCCCUGCCACCAACCCCUCCUCCUCAGCCUUUAUGGGAUCGGCACUCACGUCAUGAAAAUUGGUCACAGAACGACAUAAAUAAUCAGCGCCUAGGAAUUGUGCGUUCAUUUGCAGGACAUAACUGCUUUUCUUUAGCUGAUGAGUGGGAUGUUGUUAAUGACUUGAGGAUUGACAUGGUGAGGCUACAGCAAAGGAUGAAUAAUAUGCAGAGAACAUUGGAGGCCUGCAUGGAUAUGCAACUUGAGUUACAACGCUCAAUAAGACAAGAAGUCUCUGCAGCCCUAAAUCGCUCAACUGGUUCAUCAGGAAUAGAUGACCAUGUUUCACCAGACGAUAAAUCUAAAUGGGAAUGUGUGAGGAAAGGGCUUUGUUGUAUAUGCUACGAAAGCAAUAUUGAUUCUUUGUUGUACAGAUGUGGGCACAUGUGCACAUGUUCAAAAUGUGCCAAUGAUUUGCUCCAAAGUAGAAGAAAGUGUCCAAUGUGUCAAGCACCGGUGGUGGAAGUGAUACGUGCCUAUUCUAUACAAUAAUUUUGACAUUAAAGGGUCACACUUAGAAAAAUACAGAUCCUAACAAGUUCUAUCACCUGGACGUUUCCCGGUACACACUUAAAAAAUUUCCCCCUAUUUUUGCCGUGAUUGCUGUAUUUAUGUCGAGUGCACCAUGGGAAACCUGAUGGCUUUUAUUUUAGGCCAUGACUCUGAAAUCAAUAAAAGUUAUUUUCUU
This is a messenger RNA of Abrus precatorius (Indian licorice), 3099 nucleotides long. RefSeq lists its product as uncharacterized. The transcript has 8 exons. The coding region runs from base 315 to 2903 and encodes 862 amino acids. NCBI's taxonomy places the organism in Eukaryota, Viridiplantae, Streptophyta, Magnoliopsida, Fabales, Fabaceae. The record is from RefSeq and is a predicted model, not a curated record.